UUAUUGAAUAUAUUAAAAUUGUUCUAUAUUCUACUCGCUAAAGCUAAAGUAAAUUUUUGAUAGAAAAUCUCCCUCUCUAUGACUAAUCGAAAACCAUAUGAUUUUGGUUUGUUUACAUCGAAAUUUUAGUGACGUCACACGCACAGCUCGUCUCACGCGCCAUCUUGGGCCGGCACCACGCGGAGUUGUCCGACAAUUUACUGUGUUAUGACUUGUCUUGCUGUCUUGAUCUAAUAUUUCGGGGCAUCAAAAAUUAUUAACUUGACGUAUUAGGGUUUUGAUAUAAUGGAUCCCUCAAAUCAAGUCCUUCCUACCAAGGAAAAUUCUUUGUUUAAGAGAAUACUGAAAUGCUAUGAGCAGAAGCAGUACAAAAAUGGGCUGAAGUUUGCAAAACAAGUUUUACAAAAUUAUCCCAAUCAUGGAGAGACACAAGCAAUGAAAGGCCUGACACUGAACUGUCUGGGCCGUAAGGAGGAAGCUUACCAGCUGGUGCGACAAGGUCUGCGGAACAACUUGAAGUCUCAUGUCUGUUGGCAUGUGUUUGGUCUGCUCCAACGGUCUGAUAAGAAGUAUGAUGAAGCCAUCAAGUGUUACCGCAAUGCCCUCAAGUGGGAUAAGGAUAAUCUCCAAAUUCUCAGAGAUCUGAGCUUGCUCCAGAUUCAGAUGAGGGACUUGGAAGGCUAUCGAGAAACUCGGUACAAGCUUUUUGAAUUACGUCCCACACAUCGUGCGUCUUGGAUAGGCUAUGCAAUGUCCUUCCAUCUCCUCAAAGAUUAUAGUUCAGCUCUGAAGAUCUUAGAGGAAUUCAGAAAAACUAUGCAGAAAAACACUUAUGACUAUGAAUACAGCGAACUUCUCCUCUACCAAAACAUGGUCAUGAGGGAAGCUGGUCUUUUGGAAGAGGCGCUAGAACACAUCAAUACUUAUAAGGAGUCUAUUUGUGAUAAGGUCACAUCCCUUGAAAUUAGAGGAGAAUUGUUACUUGCUCUCAAUCGACCAACAGAAGCGGAAAAGUUCUAUAGAGUUUUAAUAGACCGGAAUCAUGAAAAUAAGGAUUAUUAUCUAAAAUUGGAGAAAGCCUUAGAACUUUCAACUGUGGAACAGAAAUUAGCGCUUUAUAAGGAUUAUAGCCUCAAAUUCCCGCGAGCUCACGUGCCUCGCCGUCUUCCCUUGAACUACGCGACGGGCGAGGUGCUGGAGGCGCUGCUGGAGCCGUACCUGCAGAAGUGUCUACUGAAGGGCGUGCCGCCGCUCUUCACGGACCUGCAGUCUCUCUACGACCAGCCUGGCAAAGCUGAGCUCCUCGAGACCCUCAUGUACAGAUACCUUCAUAAUCUAGAGACCUGUGGCCGCCUAGACCCUAGUGAUGAGAGUAGCGACAAGGAGCCGGCGUGUAUAUUGUUUGUGUUGAUGUACCUCGCCGAGCACCACAGUCACUUGAACAACACAGAGACGGCACUCAAGCUCCUACAGAGAGCCCUCGACCACACCCCCACCCUCAUUGAGCUCUAUAUCAUCAAGGGAGAUAUCCUCAAGAGGGCAGGAGACCUCUUAGGCGCCGUGGACGCCGUGACAGAGGCCCAGACGCUGGACACCGCCGACCGCUAUGUCAACAGCAAGACAGCGUCAUUCAUGCUCUCUGCCAACCUGAUCCAGGCCGCGCAGGACAUGUGCUCCAAGUUCACGCGGGAAGGCGUGAGUGCUAUGGAGAACCUGAACGAGAUGCAGUGCAUGUGGUUCCAGAACGACUGUGCGCACGCCUACUACAGACUCGGCCAGUACGGCAUGGCGCUCAAGAUGUGUCAUCAAGUCGACAGACACUUCACGGAGAUCAUAGAAGAUCAGUUUGACUUCCACACGUACUGCAUGCGUAAGAUGACGCUGCGUUCGUACGUGCAGCUGCUCAGGCUCGAAGAUGUGCUCAGAAGUAACGAGUUCUACUGGGAGGCCGCUAUACUUGCCAUCACCAUUUACUUAAGAUUACACGACAAACCAAUCACGGACGUCACCUUCGAGAACGACAUCAACACCGUGGACAUGUCGCCCGCUGAGCUGAAGAAAUACCGCGCCAGGCAGCGCAAGAACAGGAAAGCCGAGGAGCGCAAGCAGGAAGAGAAGCGGAAAGAAGAAAAGAAAGCAGAACAGAAGAAGAAGCAGUCGGGGCAGGAUGACCUGGAGAACCCUCCUCAGGAGGAACUCAUUCCCCACAAGCUGGAGCGUCCCGCGGACCCUAUCAACGAGGCGCUCAACUUCUUACGGCCCCUGCAGGCCCUCCUGCCGCAGCGCCUGCACACGCACCUGCUCGCCUUCAGCAUACACCUGCGGCGGAACAAACCGCUUCUCAUGCUUCAAUCACUGAAACGAGCAUGGUCAGUGGACCGCGAUCACCCCGAGCUGCACACGAGCUUCGUUCAGUUCCUGAAGUACUGCAAAGAUUCUCUGCCAAGAAAGUAUCAAGCCCCUGUCGUAACGCCCGCCGAGUCUGCCACGCCUGUGCCUCUACCGAGCAACGAACAAGGAUCCAACAAACCUAACCCGACUAACCACCAUCAUCCAAGUAACAAGCACAUAAAGAAUUCUAAGGAUAAUAAAAACAACAACAAAGACAAGAAUCAGCGCAAGAACCAUCAUCACAAUCACCAGAACAACAUUGCGUCCAACAACACCGAGAAUUGUAAAACUGAUACCAAUGCGAGUACAGAAAUCAUUGCUCCGACCAAACCCAGCAUUAACCUAGAAGAAGAAGAGGCCAAUUUUGACGCCCAGGAGGCGGUUGUGGUCGCCAUCAUUCACGAGGUGAUGACCAGUCUGGUGGGGACCGUUGACCCCGUCAAACUCAAUGAAGAUUUCCUCAACAAGAACAACGAAUCUUUACCGCACCGGUUACAGGCUGCCCGUUCGAUGAUGUUCUUGGACAGCGUUCAGAAACAACGAGCUAUUGGCAUCGCCACCGAGAUCGGUGAUCAUAUUAAAGGCCGAAACUUGGAAAAUCUUCAAACCGUUUUGGAGUGGCUGGAAGGAUUAGAAUGCGAAGCCUCCCCUGAAGAAAUCCUUCGCUUCAAGUCGCAAAGUCAAAAGCUGUUUCCGCGCGCCCAGAUUUUCAUGUCAGAGCUGCCGCAGAGCCACACGACCACUGUAACGACCACGACCGCUGACGGCGCGGCUGCUCUCGCCACCACGACGGCCGUUAGCGGCGUCAUCACCAGCGUUGCUCCGUCAAUUACUGACGACGAGAUCACCGCUAACUGUCAGCAGUACGAUGAGGUCAUUGUCAACCAUGUCAAUCACGUUGAUGGGUAAUAUCAUCGUGUCGUUUAAAGGGCCACUCAUUCACGGCUAAGUGGUAAUCGCUUAUCUGGUGUUUCACGUAGUUUCUUGAAUUUGGUUGCGAACAUAAUAUGGAGAGGUGGGAGGAAAUGAGUGAAUUUUAAGAAUAAAAUCCAGCAUCAUCGCUUAGGGUUCCCGGCGGUGCAAUAAAAUCAUACGAUUCAUUUGUGAUGUUGAUACCAGCGUGAUGUGAUGCCACUUGCUUCCCGCCAUUGGAACAGCUGUCAACUGAUGCCUUCCUUUGUGGUAGUGAGAGAUCGUUUUCAUAAUUAGUCUCAAUUCAAUUAUGCUUAAGCAGAAAUAUUUGUAUAAUGAUUCCGACACCUAAUGGCUAUCACUACUUGUACAUAUGACUUAGUUUCCAGUCUACGUUUCGAAAUCUGCCUCUAAGGAAAACUUUUUUAUGGCCCUUUGCUUCAAUGAAUGGGCGUGCCCACUGUGCUCAAUAGUUUUUUUUUUAUCAACUGCUUCUGUUAUUGCUUUUGCAUACAUCAUUCCUUCUUCCGUGAACCAGAGGUUACAAGCUUAAAAUAAUAAUGCUCUAAUUUUUGGGGUUUUUAAGCUGACAAAAAAGAAACGAUAAUAAAAAAACUCACAGAGCAUUUGUCUAGCCGCUAGCGAAUCUUUGUGUUGGCAACGUGUCCAGAGAAGCGGCAAAAUUAUUUUGCGUGUCCCUCUACCUUCGUCCUCGACCAUGAUUCGAAAUUUAUAGUUUAAUUCCGAUAUUUCUCCAGACUGUUCAUAGAGAGCGCAUCGACAGUCACAUUGUAUGCAUACCUAAAUUGUUGAUCGAACAUUAAAUAAUGUGCUCGUUGUAACCACGAUACCGAUUCUGUAAUACCAGACUUUUAAAGAGGGUAGGGUUAACUUGAUCCGUGUGAUAGUUGCAUUAGGGAGCGUGCGUUCCUGAGUUUGGCGAGCCUCUCUUCACCUUUUCUUUUACGCUUGUCCAAGAUAUCUUGUAAUGUUAGUCAUUUCCAGAGACUCUUGGCUAUGAUUGUUUUGUUUUCUAGGUUCCGUACCAGCCAUGAUAUCUCUGAAUGAUAUUUAUUGAGUUAUCAAGCUUCAUUUCUCACUCAAUAAAGCUUGUAAGUACUCAA
Hyalella azteca is the source of this 4427-nucleotide messenger RNA. It is a transcript of the gene Naa15-16, whose product is annotated as N-alpha-acetyltransferase 15, NatA auxiliary subunit. Gene Ontology annotation, cellular component: cytoplasm; NatA complex. Gene Ontology annotation, molecular function: protein-N-terminal amino-acid acetyltransferase activity; protein binding. NCBI's taxonomy places the organism in Eukaryota, Metazoa, Arthropoda, Malacostraca, Amphipoda, Hyalellidae. Gene Ontology annotation, biological process: N-terminal peptidyl-methionine acetylation. Bases 286 to 3300 code for a protein of 1004 amino acids. The transcript has 17 exons. The record is from RefSeq and is a predicted model, not a curated record.